GACAGCCAGACUUGAGCUAAAUUAUUUUGGUACUGACUUUCCCGCGGAGAAGAACCGCACGUUAUACUUCUCUCUUACCAUCUCACCACUCUUACUUUUCCUUUUAAGUCGGGUCUCCCAACGCUCGAGAGUUGUCGAAACUGUGAGAAGAGUAUAUUCUAUAUUGUGAUCUUCAUUCGGUGGGAUCUUCGGAAGAGCAAAAAGUGCAAGGAUCGCAACAAAAGCCCAACAAUUUCUUGUGCUCUCACCAAACCUGCCAAAAUGAGUACAGCACCAGCAAAUAAGUUCUUGUCAAAGGCAUACGUUGAUGGCAUCUAUAUUCCGUCUGGCCUUUUGAUACUUGGAUGUUUUAUUGUCAAAAAAGAUUGGCUUCCGUUCGCCGUUGCUCUUGCUGCCGUGCUCGGGGGAUACAAGAUUUGGUCAAGCCAAGAAACCCCAGUUCUCAAGCCAACUGUCUUCCAAGAUUUUGAGCUCAAGGAGAAGACUGUCAUCUCUCACAAUGUAGCAAUUUAUCGAUUCAGUCUGCCAAAACCUACCUCUAUCCUCGGUCUUCCUAUCGGUCAGCACAUCUCCAUUUCCGCUGUUCUUCCCCAACCCGAUGGGUCAAACAAGGAAAUCGUUCGAUCUUAUACACCUGUCUCUGGCGAUCACCAACCAGGCUACUUCGACCUCCUCAUCAAGUCCUACCCCACCGGAAAUAUCUCUAAACAUAUGGCUUCCCUCACUGUUGGUCAAACUAUCAAGGUCCGGGGUCCAAAAGGUGCAAUGGUCUAUACUCCCAACAUGGUUCGUCAUUUUGGUAUGAUCGCUGGUGGAACCGGUAUUACACCCAUGUUACAGGUCAUUCGUGCUGUCAUUAGAGGCAGAGCUGCUGGAGAUAAGACUGAGGUCGAUUUAAUUUUCGCAAAUGUUAAUCCUGAGGAUAUCUUGUUGAAAGAUGACUUGGAUAGUUUGGCUGCUCAGGACAAGGGUUUCCGUGUUCACUACGUUUUGAACAACCCACCCGAGAAAUGGGACGGCGGUGUUGGUUUUGUCACUCCUGAAAUGAUCACUAAAUGGCUUCCUAAGCCAGCAGAAGAUGUUAAACUUUUGCUCUGUGGACCACCACCCAUGAUCAGUGCUAUGAAGAAAGCCUCUGAAGGUUUGGGCUUCAAAAAGGCAAAGCCAGUCAGCAAAUUGGAAGAUCAAGUCUUCGCCUUCUAGAAAAUCUUUUUCCAACGUUGGGACGGAGAUUGAAACAGCUAAAAUUCGAUGUUAGUAGAAUCUCAGCAAGUGUAAGCAGAAAUAGAAAAAAAAGUACGAGGAAAGAAGCGGCAAUGCUUUAAAAUCAAAUACAGGACAAUUUAUACACGAAUCCUUUUUGUGAGGCGAAAUUUUAUUUUGUGAAAGCGGUAGUCUCCA
Molecule: messenger RNA, 1401 nt
Organism: Botrytis cinerea B05.10
Lineage: Eukaryota; Fungi; Ascomycota; Leotiomycetes; Helotiales; Sclerotiniaceae
Gene: Bccbr1
Product: Bccbr1
Exons: 4
Coding region: 262-1203 (313 amino acids)
Cellular component (GO): endoplasmic reticulum
Molecular function (GO): oxidoreductase activity
Source: RefSeq, a predicted model, not a curated record